Messenger RNA from Penicillium bovifimosum, 507 nucleotides. RefSeq lists its product as uncharacterized. The coding region runs from base 1 to 507 and encodes 168 amino acids. The record is from RefSeq and is a predicted model, not a curated record. The transcript has a single exon. Lineage: Eukaryota; Fungi; Ascomycota; Eurotiomycetes; Eurotiales; Aspergillaceae.
AUGAACCACAGCGCCCUGGCCUUCCGCCCUAAAGCGACGGACAAACGUCCUGUUUACCUUAUCAGCUACACAGUCGAGUCGACCUCUUUCCCACAAGCGGCUAUCUUUGUCGCCCAUCAAACCAGUGCCUUUCCAGACAGCGGGGAUCUUUACUUCAUGGCUCCUGAUCCUGGCAACGCUACAAGAGUGUGCUUCCAGCGUCAACACAAGGCAAUCCAUGAGAUACAAAAGCUACAAAUGAAAGACACCCUCAUGCAAAUAGGCACCACGUCUUCUAAAGAAUAUCCCGAGACUUGGGAUGACACCUUGCACAAGAUGGUAGCCGAGAAGUUCAACCAGCAGGCUGGGACACUUUCGACUUCGCAUGGCUCUACUCUCCACCAGUGGGCCGAGGUGGCGAAGAUGGAGUUGAUGAAAGCUGGACUAGUCGAGUUGCACUCUUCUGCUGGCGAUGAGUUGCAUGUGUAUGAGACUCCGGUGAAGAUCAAGGUUACGAUGAAGGCUUAG